Messenger RNA from Cyprinodon variegatus (sheepshead minnow), 3654 nucleotides. It is a transcript of the gene sv2a, whose product is annotated as synaptic vesicle glycoprotein 2A-like. Gene Ontology annotation, cellular component: membrane. Gene Ontology annotation, molecular function: transmembrane transporter activity. The record is from RefSeq and is a predicted model, not a curated record. NCBI's taxonomy places the organism in Eukaryota, Metazoa, Chordata, Actinopteri, Cyprinodontiformes, Cyprinodontidae. The transcript is spliced from 12 exons. Bases 1 to 2214 code for a protein of 737 amino acids. Gene Ontology annotation, biological process: transmembrane transport; chemical synaptic transmission.
AUGGACGAUGACGGGCGCUACCGAGAUGGCCGCUCAGACUUCAUCCGCGGCGCCAAAGACAUUGCCAAAGUUGCCAAGAAGCAGGUUGGCAAAAAGGUAGGCCGUGGAGUGGACAAGAUGGCAGACGAAUAUGUCAAACGCUCCUACAAGCGCUUCGAGGAGGAAGACGACGACGACGAUUAUGCAGGUGUGCCAAGCAACGACGGGGGAUAUUAUCGAAAUGACAGCCGAGCCAACGAUGACGAAGGCCACAGCGAUUCCACCGAAGGGCAUGAUGAGGAUGAUGAGAUCUAUGAGGGGGAGUACCAGGGCAUUCCAAGGGCAGACUCUGGGAAAACUGGCGGCAUGGAUGGGAUGGGGGUCGCUGAGGCGCAGCAGUUCAGGGACCUCUCAGCCUUUGAGGGGGAGGUGAGGAAGGAUCGCGAGGAGUUGGCCCAGCAGUACGAGACCAUCCUUCAGGAGUGCGGCCAUGGGAAGUUCCAGUGGACGCUCUACUUUGUUCUGGGACUGGCGCUGAUGGCGGAUGGUGUGGAGAUCUUUGUGGUCGGCUUUGUGCUUCCCAGUGCGGAGAAGGACAUGUGCCUGUCAGAGCCAAACAAAGGCAUGCUGGGUUUAAUCGUGUACCUGGGGAUGAUGGUUGGAGCCUUCGUCUGGGGCGGCCUGGCUGAUCGGAUCGGUCGGAGACAGACGCUCCUCAUUUCGCUCUCUAUAAACAGCGUGUUCGCCUUCUUCUCAUCCUUCGUCCAGGGCUACAGCUCCUUCCUUUUCUGCCGUUUGGCCUCUGGUGUUGGCAUCGGUGGCUCCAUCCCCAUCGUCUUUUCUUAUUACUCGGAGUUUCUCGCCCAAGAGAAGCGUGGCGAGCACCUGAGCUGGCUCUGCAUGUUCUGGAUGAUCGGUGGGAUCUACGCCUCCGCCAUGGCCUGGGCCAUUAUCCCACACUAUGGCUGGAGUUUUCAGAUGGGCUCAGCCUACCAGUUCCACAGCUGGAGAGUCUUUGUGCUGGUGUGUGCUUUCCCGUCUGUGGCCGCCAUCUCUGCACUCAGCACCAUGCCUGAGAGCCCACGCUUCUACCUGGAGAACGGGAAGCAUGAUGAGGCUUGGAUGAUUCUGAAGCAGGUCCACGACACCAACAUGAGGGCCAAAGGUUACCCAGAAAGAGUUUUCUCUGUGACCACCAUUAAAACGGUGAAACAGUUUGAUGAGCUGAUGAACAUGAGUGAUACCGCUGCCUGGCAUCAGAAAUGGAGGUUAAAACUGGCCGCAGUUUUUCACCAGGUGUGGAAUAAUUUCCAAACCAUUUUCUCCCCUGAGUACCGUCGGACCACCUACAUGAUGAUGGCCGUGUGGUUUUCUAUGUCUUUCAGUUACUACGGAUUGACUGUUUGGUUCCCAGACAUGAUCAAGUACCUGCAGAAGCAGGAGUAUGCCUCACGCACCAAAGUUUUCGUCAAGGAGAGAGUAGAACAUGUGACCUUUAACUUCACACUGGAGAACCAGGUCCACCGUCAGGGGCAGUACUUUAAUGACAAGUUUAUGAAUAUGAAAUUGAGAUCUAUGGUGUUUGAAGAUUCGCUUUUUGAAGAGUGUUUUUUUGAGGAUAUCACUUCCAGCAACACUUUUUUCAAAAACUGCACGUUUAUUUCCACCCUCUUUUACAACACUGAUCUUUUCAAAUACCGUCUGAUCAACUCUAAGCUCAUAAACAGCACUUUCCUGCACAACAAAGAAGGCUGCCUGCUCAGUGACAUCAGUGAUGAAAAUAACGCCUACAUGGUCUACUUCGUCAGCUUCCUGGGUACCUUGGCAGUGUUGCCAGGUAACAUCGUCUCUGCGCUCCUCAUGGACAAGAUUGGACGUUUGAGGAUGCUAGCCGGCUCCAGCGUCAUCUCUUGCGUCAGCUGUUUCUUCCUGUCUUUCGGCAACAGCGAGUCAGCCAUGAUCGCUCUGUACUGCCUGUUUGGUGGGAUCAGCAUUGCCUCCUGGAACUCCCUGGACGUGCUGACCGUUGAGCUCUACCCGUCUCAUAAGAGAACCACAGCGUUUGGCUUCCUCAACGCUCUGUGUAAACUGGCGGCCGUGCUGGGCAUAAGCAUCUUCACUUCAUUCGUUGGCAUAACCAAGGCCGUACCGAUCCUGUUUGCCUCGGGCGCGCUGGCAGCAGGCAGCUUUCUCGCCCUCAAACUACCAGAGACGCGGGGACAGGUCCUGCAAUAGUGUGGCACCAAGAGCUCUGCAAAGGGCAGCAGAGUUCAAGCCACACUGUGAAGAAAACAGCGACAAAGUCCAUCGAAUCCUGCCCUUUGAACCCCCCCCCACUCACCUACAUCCACAACUAAACAGUCAACUACAACAUGAGUGUGUUGAGGUACAUUUGGCCAUGAGAGUAAUCCUCCCUUAUAACGGUUUGUGAUGUUGCUGCAUCCCGAUAAUCCAGAAUAAAAGAUGUUUGCAUAAAUCUGGACACUAAACAAAAAACCAACAUAGAUGUAACUUCAUUACUUUUCCCCCCUUAGUAUAAAAAAAAACUAAACAUCCAGGGUUGGAGGUCAGUGAGCAACUGAAACAGACUUAUAGAAAUGACCACUAGCCAUUAUUGCAGAGUUGUCUGCCCUCACCUUUGUUCUCUUGAGCAAGAUCAACUCACCUUUGAAGUUGUGAGUUCUUCAUCCUUGUUGGACAUCUUCUCAAAAAUGCAAUUUCUGCCUUGAUUGGAAGCAUUUUUGAUUCUGCGGGGUAACACCAGGACGUCUUUGUCUUGGCCUUCCUUACUCUGUUCCUCCUGAGGUCUUGUGUUGGUGUCUAGACUAACUGCCAUUUUGUAGAUAAUAGAACAUUCCGGGUUUGCUUUUGUUAUCGUGACAAAUCUGAGAUGAAUCCCCCUCCCUUUAUGGCAUCACGUUUGAUCGCACAAAACCAGGGGAUACGAUCCAGAUAUCCAUUCGUCAUGAGGACAUUUUCCCAAGGAAAAUGUUUAGAUUCUCCCAGUUGAUCUUUAUUCCUGUCCAGCUGUAUAUCCCCUUGUGAGAACUGCCUUUUCCCCCCUUCACCUUUACAAUUAUACGGGAUGUUUGUCUUUGAGUUGUUGCGGAGGGUGUUAUGCAUGUCACAAAGUAUGAACUGUACGUAAACUUUAAAAUCAAGACUGUAACGUGUAAACAGAAAUUUACUACAUUCGUUCUCCAUCAAACUUAUGUAGUAUUUUUAACAGGACAUGUUUUUUUUUUAUUAUUAUUAUAGUCUUAACAAACCUUUCCCAGAUAAUUUUAGAGCACACUGCACAAAAUGUGGUUACCUUGAAAUGUAUGAAAGAUAUAGAGUGAUGAGAAGACUCAUAUUUAGGUUGUUUUGGUGCAGCCAUAUUUAGUGUUCUCCGAGAAUUAAAUGUUUAUAUUAUCGUGGGUCAUCUUAGUGAUCGGAAUAUUGGACCUUGGUGCAAGAGAGAGAAUUUUAUGUUAAUUUAUUGAAGGGAUCCAUGAUUAGUUAAACAUUUUGGCCUAAAUAAGUUAACUAAUUUUCCUAUCAACUUCAAAAUCAUUGUUUAUAUUUUGUAAACAAAACUCAUUAAUACUUCAAAAAUUAUUUAUCCAAUGUUAUGGUUUUUACCCCAUGUUUUUUACGUGUGCAAUGCAUCCUGGGUAAAUGAGUUAGGUCUCG